UCCCGCUCCCGCUCCCGCUCCCCUUCCCGCUCCCCGUCGGUCCCGACGCCGGUCCUGGUGUUCCCGGCCGAGCUGGUGUUCGCCGCCGCCGACCGCCGCAGCCACAAGCAGGUGCUCACUCUCUACAACACGUCCUGCCAACGCCUCCGCUUCCGAGUUUUGUCCACAGCCCCCUCCAGGUACACGGUGCUGGACGCCGAGGGGCACGUGCGUCCCCAGUCCUGUAUUGACAUCGUGAUCCGCAUUCGGGCCCCCGAUCCCGCUCACUACGGUGCCAGCGACUGCUUCCGGAUCGAGCUGCGGGAGGAGGGGGCCGCGGGGCGGGUGGUCGGCCACAAAGACGUCCCCUCCGUGCUCCAACCGCCGCCGCCCGGCCCCCGGGGACCCCAGAUCCCGCCGGCCCGGGCCCUCCCACCGGACGCCCCGCUCCGCUCCCGGACGCUCCGGAGCCGCUCGGGGAGGCAGGGUCCUCUGCUGUCCUUGGCUCCCCGCGUCUUCCUCCUGUACCUGCUGACCGGGCUGACCUGCGUGGCCUUCCUGUUGCUCCCGCUGCAGGGGGAUGCCCACCCCGCCCUGCCCCGCGCCCUCCACGUCUCCCUCGGACAGAAGCUGGUGGCGGCCUACGUCCUGGGCCUCCUCACCAUGGCUUUCCUCCAGCCCUGACCCCCUUCGCAGCCUGGCUCUCACCGUGAGGUGGGACAGAUUCCCCCCAAGACGGCCACUGUGACCCGGACCCCCCCACCCCCCGCCCCAACUCCCAGCUCAGGACCAGAAGCCCCAGGGAUUCGAUAGGCAUUUUCCAAGCCGAACGCGAAAGCACCAGAAGUGAAGGCCGAGUUUCCAUCAAGGACUCCGACAUCCCAUCUUCCCUCUACGAGGUCUCCCUCCCCGUUGCCCCGUCCUCUCAGGGACCCAAGGGGCCCUCCCUGGCGGCCUUUACUACCCACAGACACUCAGGCAUCCCAUUGUCCUUCGCCAGCCUCCGCUCCCCCCGUCCCAUCCCUUACCAUCCGGCUCCUUCCCCGGUCUCUGGCUGCAGAGACUCCGCAUCCCAUCCUCUGGCAUCUUAGAAGUCCAGCGGCCAAGCCAACCCGACAGCUCCCAGAGACUCUGCAUCCCAUCCUCUAGCAUCUUAGAAGUCCAGCGGCCAAACCAACACUGCCGCUCCCAGAAGACCGAGAGGCCCAGAGGCUUCCGCGUUUCCUGGAGGACCCUCCUCACUGAUCAAGGGGAAGGGAACCCGGGCCCCCUCCCCAUCCCGUCGCUCCUGGCCGAGCUGCCCUCAGGGACCUGAGGUAUCUGCCUCCCGGCCCCUUCUGUCCUCUCUCCUCUCCUAGGAUCACCCCGUCCUCCCCGGCAGCCUCUGGUUCUUCGUGUCCAACCCCGAACCCCCCCGUACCAGACUAUGGAUGGUAUUUUGGAAAAAAAAAAUGUAAUUGUAGCAUUGCUUUUUUGAGCUAAUUUUGUAAUACGAUUGUAGUUUUAGUAAAAUAAAGAAAAACCCCUCUCCCCCUCCUCAGCAUUUAGGGCUCUUUGCCUCCUGACUGGAUCCGCUUCUAGCCCCCCACUCUCCCUUGAGCUAAUUUUGUAAUACGAUUGUAGUUUCAGUAAAAUAAAGAAAAAAAACUUUCCCCCUCCUCAGCAUUUAGGGCUCUUUGCCUCCUGACUGGAUCCGGUUUCUAGCCCCCCACUCUCCCUUGAGCUAAUUUUGUAAUACAAUUGUAGUUUUAGUAAAAUAAAGAAGAACCCCUCUCCCCCUCCUCAGCAUGUAGGACUCUUUGCCUCCUGACAGGAUCCGGCUUCUAGCCCCCCACUUUCCCUUGAGCUAAUUUUGUAAUACGAUUGUAGUUUUAGUAAAAUAAAGAAAAAAAACCCUCUCCCCCUCCUCAGCAUUUAGGGCUCUUUGCCUCCUGACUGGAUCCGGCUUCUAGCCCCCAACUCUCCCUUGAGCUAAUUUUGUAAUACGAUUGUAGUUUUAGUAAAGUAAAGAAAAACCCCUCUCCCCCUCAGCAUUUAGGGCUCUUUGCCUCCUGACUAGAUCCGGCUUCUAGCCCCCCACUCUCCCUUGAGCUAAUUUUGUAAUACGAUUGUAGUUUUAGUAAAAUAAAGAAAAAACCCCUCUCCCCCUCCUCAGCAUUUAGGGCUCUUUGCCUCCUGACUGGAUCCGGCUUCUAGCCCCCAACUCUCCCUUGAGCUAAUUUUGUAAUAUGAUUGUAGUUUUAGUAAAAUAAAGAAAAACCCCUCUCCCCCUCCUCAGCAUUUAGGGCUCUUUGCCUCCUGACUGGAUCCCGCUUCUAGCCCCCCCGCUCUCCCUUGAGCUAAUUUUGUAAUACGAGUAUAGUUUUAGUAAAAUAAAGAAAGACCCCUCUACCCCUCCUCAGCAUUUUGGGCUCUUUGCCUCCUGACUGGAUCCGGCUUCUAGCCCCCGACUCUCCCUUGAGCUAAUUUUGUAAUACGAUUGUAGUUUUAGUAAAAUAAAGAAAAAAAACCCUCUCCCCCUUCUAAGCAUUUAGGACUCUUUGCCUCCUGACUGGAUCCCGCUUCUAGCCCCCCACUCUCCCUUGAGCUAAUUUUGUAAUACGAUUGUAGCUUUAGUAAAAUAAAGAAAAACCCCUCUCCCCCUCCUCAGCAUUUAGGGCUCUUUGCCUCCUGACUGGGUCCGGCUUCUAGCCCCCCACUCUCCCUUGAGCUAAUUUUGUAAUACGAUUGUAGUUUUAGUAAAAUAAAGAAAAACCCCUCUCCCCCUCCUCAGCAUUUAGGGCUCUUUGCCUCCUGACUGGAUCCGGCUUCUAGCCCCCCACUCUCCCUUGAGCUAAUUUUGUAAUACGAUUGUAGUUUUAGUAAAAUAAAGAAAAAACCCCUCUCCCCCUC
Messenger RNA from Tachyglossus aculeatus (Australian echidna), 2871 nucleotides. RefSeq names its product motile sperm domain containing 3 (gene MOSPD3). Gene Ontology annotation, cellular component: cytoplasm. Lineage: Eukaryota; Metazoa; Chordata; Mammalia; Monotremata; Tachyglossidae. The record is from RefSeq and is a predicted model, not a curated record. The annotation marks the transcript as partial. The transcript has 5 exons.